Messenger RNA from Gongylonema pulchrum, 332 nucleotides. The record is from the annotation of a GenBank genome assembly. NCBI's taxonomy places the organism in Eukaryota, Metazoa, Nematoda, Chromadorea, Rhabditida, Gongylonematidae.
AUGAAGCUGCUUGAGGAGAAAGAAGCUGUUAUAAACGCGAAGAAACGAAAGAUUCAAGAUGAGGAUGUACGCGAACGUGAUGUGAUUGAUGAGCUGACGGCGGCACUGGAGCAGGAGCGUCAGCUGCGACAUCUCUACGAACGCAUGUUCACAUUUUGGGCCAGUUUUCCGGUGCUUUCACAACUACUCGCAAAGGCGAACACGUUGCUCCUCGGUCCGUCUAUUGCACACCCGAAUGUUGGUACAUCUUCAACUGGCCAGACACGUGGUGCUGCUGCUGCCGCUGCAUUUACAGGUUUUUUUUUUUUUGAAAAUUUUCAGAAAUGGUAGUA